Molecule: messenger RNA, 1212 nt
Organism: Hydractinia symbiolongicarpus
Lineage: Eukaryota; Metazoa; Cnidaria; Hydrozoa; Anthoathecata; Hydractiniidae
Exons: 3
Coding region: 151-594 (147 amino acids)
Source: RefSeq, a predicted model, not a curated record
AGACGAAAACCUUGCGGAAACCAGGCUGCCACAAGGAAUGUUAUUUAAUAGAGAAGGAGAGUGUUUAAUGACAAAAAAAGUUGACCUUUGUGUGGUGUGGUGAUCGUCAAAACAAAGAUCAAAAUUUUCUUACUUUUACUGAUAGCAAUCAUGGGAGGUGUUGAAGUAUGUGCUGGUUUAGUUGCGUGUGUCGUUAUGUCAGCAAUCCCAAUUGCAAUGAUAACCUUGGGUGCAUUACAUUAUGAUGAAUGUCCAAUGCAGCCAUGGAUACCAAAGUUUAUGAUCGUCAGUGGUGCCGUAACAUUGGCUGUGGUUUUGUUCGCCCUGUGUGCAUUUGGCGCAAGUCAAAGCAAUAAAAGCGGCCUUGCUUUAGGUUUUUUCAUAAUCAUAGGGAUCCUUGCCUUGUUUUUAUUUGCGUGGCAAAUCGCAGGUAGCGUAUGGGUGUUUAAAGAAUGGAAAAAUUGGGAUAAUGUGAAAGACAGUAAAGAACAUGGAUGUCAUAAUGACACGUAUUUGUUUGCAUUCGCGAUAUUAAUCAUUUUCUGGAUUUCCUGUCCAUGUCAAGGUGCUGGUUCAUCGAAAGCUAGAGAAUAAGUUUGUAUGAGUUUUAUUUUUGGAAAAGGAAAUUAGGGAAUUGUACAAUUAUUGCCAAUUGCGACACAUUUGUGUAAUUUUACUAGCCUGAGUUUUAAACCAGUGUAAUUUUUGUUUUGAUCUUGUGUUAUUUCAUUCGGUACGUGCAACCAAACUUAAUUUGAUGUAACAGUAACUGGUUUUAAACUCUUUCAUACUAAAUAUAUAAAACAGAAUGUAUGACUAUAAUGCCUAUUUCUUCAUUAUGUCUUUCCCUUUUCCGCUUUAUUUGCUGCAUAAGACUAUUCUAGCAAGUCCCGUAUGUUAAUCAGUUCUUCAUUAUUUUUUUGUGUCUCGAAUAUUAUAAUCUUGCGGCUCGUAAGUUGAUACAGCAAAACCUAAUUUGACGUGACGUUAAUUUUCCACACAAGAAGCAUGUUUAUGAUAUCUUCAUUUUGUAUCAAUUGUUUUCCCAGACGAAUAAAGUUUUUUUGUUGAUUUUUUAAACGAGGUAUUUCAUGUGUCAUUAAUUUUUUGUAACGUGGUAUUUUAUGUGUUAACUCUGCUGCAGAUAAUGUGUAAUCCAUUCCUGUGCUGUAUUAAUGAUUUUAGGUAUAGAAUACAGACAAUUAGUUGGAA